Phaedon cochleariae (mustard beetle) is the source of this 777-nucleotide messenger RNA. Lineage: Eukaryota; Metazoa; Arthropoda; Insecta; Coleoptera; Chrysomelidae. The record is from the annotation of a GenBank genome assembly.
AAUUAAUAUAAAACCAACAAAGAUAACACUAUCUGGAUAAGUAGAUACCUUAUAUACAGUAUUGAUAUAGAAAAAUCCAUUUCUCGUUUUCGUUAGUUUCGUGCGAAAUUAUUCUCAAUCCCAAUAAAUUAUUAUAACAUGGAAACAGAAAUCCCGGAAGAUAUAUUCAAGAACAAUUUCGAGGAAAACUGCUUUGGACAAACAGUAUUGCAUUUUGUGGUUCGAAUGGGCAAACUUGAGCUAACCUGUAAUAUCAUUCAAAAAGGAGGGAAAAUAAAUAAACUAGAUCAUUUCGAUAAUACACCCUUAUCACUAGCAUGCAUCGAGAAACCAAACAAGGAUAUUGUGGAAGUAUUAUUACGGGCUGGAGCUAAUGUUCAUUUUGAAAGACAUUUUCAUAUGGAUUUGUUCUUAGAAUGCGUCAUGUACUGUACCUCAUCUGAACAACUUGAAAUAAUCAACUUAUUAUUGGAGAAAGGUAUAAACGUGAAUGUAACUGACUCUAUAUGGAACAGAAACUGUAUACACUUAGUGGCAAUAUCAGGAUACAAACCUUUGGCAACAAUUCUUUUGUCACAUGGAGCAAUUCUUCACAUCAAAGAUAAUUUGAAUUAUACACCAACUGAACUAGCAAGUAUCCAUGGAAAUAUUGAAUUACUUGAAUUGUUCAGUUCUUAUUCAGAGACUCCCGAAUAAAUAUUUGUUCCUCCACCUAUUCUAUUUUGGAUCAUUAUUAUUGCACUUACGGGAUUGAAGUCAGUCCAUGUAAAAACUUCC